Molecule: messenger RNA, 1497 nt
Organism: Drosophila sechellia
Lineage: Eukaryota; Metazoa; Arthropoda; Insecta; Diptera; Drosophilidae
Gene: CkIIalpha-i3
Product: CKII-alpha subunit interactor-3
Exons: 7
Coding region: 14-1312 (432 amino acids)
Source: RefSeq, a predicted model, not a curated record
AUGGCAACACUAAAUGCCUCAGAUGGGCAAUACCAAUGCGGUCUACAAAAAAUAUUGUGGAAGUCUAAGUUUUGUUAAUGUUAUGGAAAAUAAAUCCAUUUUACCGGACAACCUGCAGUCCCGGGUAUUCGCACUGGGUCCUGCCCCGCCAGGAUUUCGACCCCCGGAUGCUGCCGCCUUUGUCACAGCGGAGUCAAAUCUUAGUAAUGCCAUCCGCUACCUUAAAGAUGUCCAUGGCGAGCUCGAUCAGUUGCGCGCCGUCAUCCAGAAGGAGGGGAAUAACUCGAAGCGUACGUCCUACAAGGCGCAGUCCAUGACGCUUGCCAUUCAAGUGAUACGUUUCAAAGGACUUGUCGCUAAGUACAGGGACAUUCUGAUUGACCUGCAGGAUGCCGAAAUCUUCAAGGUCAAGCAGUACUUAGACCAAAUGGAGGAGAUGCUCUCCGAGGUUAACAUCUGUCUGGCCUCCAUGAGAACCAAAAUCAAGGCAAAGACCGAUCCCACACAACGCAAGUUUCAUGUGGAAAGCUCCUUCUACCUGGUACAGAAACAGCACAAGACCAAGGGACUCUGCGAGCGGUGGCGGGAUCGCCUGGACCAGCUGACGAAGGCCAGGAUGGACAAAACUGAGCAACUUACUGAGAAUCGACAGCUGAUCAAUAAACCUGAAAAAAUAUUAUACGCAGAAACAUACAAGUGUAAGGAAGCUAUAAACUCGAAACAAAGCGGUCUAAUUAAAAUGGGAUGUAAGAGGUGUGCAUACCUUAGAAAGGUGACUAAGAAUCGUCCAACAAAACUUUGUAAAGUGUGUAAAAAAUGGGCUGAUGAUGAAAAGGCAAAAGCGGCAGGAAAUAAGAAAACCAACAAAACGCCAGAAAUGGCGAAGUCGAAGAAAUUAGAAGUACGCGUGCGUACGGAUUCUGCUUCAGAAGAAGCUAUAAUUAAAAUAGAGAUAGAGCAUGGUGGAUUUACCGAUGAAGAGGAAAUUAGGUCAUUGGAAAUGGAAUCGAGCUCAAAAGAUGAGAUUAAGGAGACUUCCCAGUUAAAUCCCUGCAUCGUUGCUGUUAAAUCUCACGCAACGGCAGUAGUUAAGGAGGAAAAUGAGACUAGUCAAGACGAGGUGGACCACAAAGUAGACGCUUCCUUACAAAAUUCGCUGAAAUCCAUCGACAGUAAAAAUAUGGCCUUGGCCUACUUGAAGGUCUUACAGGAGUACGUCAUGUUAAAUGACAACUAUCGCGCCAUUGGACUACUCACUGAAGUUGAAAAAUCAGUCGUAAAUCCGCCUCAGAACGAGGAUUUCGAUCUAUGAUCUUAAUUGCGCCACAAAAAUACAGUUUAGUUUUUACCUGUAAUCUACAAUCAAAAUGUUGGUGUGUCCUGCCUUUGAGAGUCAAGACCCAAAAUGUGUAAAUAAUUGUAAUAUGCGAAAAGAGUGUAUAGAGUGUAUUAACCAACAGGGCCCCAUUAAAAUGUGGUAAAUAAACGUUAAGUGAA